Molecule: messenger RNA, 1785 nt
Organism: Endocarpon pusillum Z07020
Lineage: Eukaryota; Fungi; Ascomycota; Eurotiomycetes; Verrucariales; Verrucariaceae
Exons: 4
Coding region: 1-1785 (594 amino acids)
Source: RefSeq, a predicted model, not a curated record
AUGAGCGAAGCGAAUACUACCUCCAACAAAUCUCAGGUACAGUUACGUACUGCACUGAUACCAACAAAGAAAGAACUUCAACCAGCAUCAUCCCGAAUGCCGAGAUGGAACGUUCGCUGGUGGUCUGCGAUGCAAAUGGGCGGACUCUUUUUACUCGGUCUGGCUACCGCAGUCGGUCACCAUGUUCUCUACACUUCCCUUAAUGGCAGCUUAGCAGGAGAUGUAAAGCGACAAGAGUGGUCCAUCAGGUUCGGUACAGCACUUGCUUAUCUCACUCAGACGUCACUGGCUGCUUCGGUCGUGUGCGCCUACUCACAGCAUAUUUGGACGGUAUUCAAGGCGAAAUCAAUUUCAAUCAAGGGCAUCGAUGCGAUGUUUUCUGCUAGUACUGACCCCAUCGCAUUCGGGACCACGGAGAUGUGGAUGAAGGCCAAACUAGCCUCGAUUAUGGUUGUGGCGGCAUGGCUGAUACCAAUCUCUGCUCUGAUAACACCUGCGACGCUCAGCGUUGUCUCAAUACAACGUUCCCGGACUAUCCCAACCAAAGUACCUACGCUCGACCUAGACAACUCCACAAAAUUCGCGUCUUGGGGCUGGAUGAAUUUCGCUCCAGUAGACCCGCUUGAGCAACCAAAUCCGUGGUACUUCGAUGGCCCAUCAAGCCGAAGCAGUCGGCUCGCUGUUGUUGUUUCUGCUGGUGCCACUAUUCUAGCCGCCGAAGCUCCGUUCCAAAACUCUUCAUAUCUGAUGCAGUUUCAUGCGCCAGCCGUCAAGUGCAGGCACGCUAACCAGUCCGAGAUAAGCACCAUCAAUCAGACCUGGCGGGACUCGGAAGAACCUGCGUCAAGAGGGUUUGGCCCCAAUUUCUAUGCAAUCGUCCCUAGUCCUUUGAGGAACGGAUCUUAUUCACCUGCGUAUAUAUUUGGUUCAGGGCAUGAGUCACCCAGUUAUGGAAAUUUCACUAAUAAUCUGCUGUGUAAAUUUGCCGAAGAACCAAGUAUAAGCUGUGACCUUUACAAUGCCUCGUACAUCGUGAAAUUUGGGUACUUCAACGGCCAACAAUCCACAGAUUUACAAAGCAUCAUGUACCAUGAUCCAAUUCCCUAUAGGCCCGGAACUGAUGACAUUGAAAAUCCUCUGGAUUCAAGUUCACCCGCGUUCUCUUAUCAGGCAAUUGGGGGGCUCUCUAUCGGCAGAUUAAUUCAGCAGACAUCUCUUACUGCGGCAAAAGAGCUGCGGGUCGUCUUUGGGUACACCAACUCCACCGAUGAUUCUGACCUUGGACCGGACAACCUACUGGCUGGCAACAGGAGCCUUGGUCCACUCAUUGAAGAACUGUCGCAUAACAUCACUAUCAGCCUAUUUAGUGACCCGUCUUUUCUAAAGUCCCUGGAGGAUCGCUCCACCGUCCCCGUGAAUAUGACAGAGACCUUAAACGUCUAUUCGUACAACGCUCGUAAUCUCUGGCUAUCUUACGGAAUAGUGCUGCUGGCAGCAGCACUGGGUCUUUCGCUCGGCAUCCUAGCAGUCUACAAGAACGGUGCGAGUUAUAGCAACAGCUUCGCGGCAAUGCUAUAUGCAACAAGGAACGAGACAUUAAGCAGGCUUGCCGACAGGUUAUCAAUGGCAGCUCACCCUCCCAAAAAACCAAUGAGCAAGAUAUUCUUGAGGUUUGGGCUCCUAAAACACAUUUCCUCUGAUUACUCUAGCAUGUCAGCGCCGCAGACAGCCUUCGGACUCGACAGCGAGAUCAGGGAGAUCAAAUCAAAAAGGGAUUGCUGUUGA